Macrosteles quadrilineatus (aster leafhopper) is the source of this 4015-nucleotide messenger RNA. RefSeq lists its product as uncharacterized. NCBI's taxonomy places the organism in Eukaryota, Metazoa, Arthropoda, Insecta, Hemiptera, Cicadellidae. Gene Ontology annotation, molecular function: protein binding. The coding region runs from base 142 to 3084 and encodes 980 amino acids. Gene Ontology annotation, cellular component: AMPA glutamate receptor complex. The transcript is spliced from 7 exons. The record is from RefSeq and is a predicted model, not a curated record. Gene Ontology annotation, biological process: negative regulation of BMP signaling pathway.
AUUCAGUGUCCGUCAGUUCGCGAGUGAACAUCGGGAAUCAUAGAGAGGACAUAGAAAAUAUCGAUAUCAGGAUACCUUUCAAACCGGGAAGCAGUAAAACUACAAGAAUAUUCUACCAGAAAACUGAAGUUGGUUUAAAGGAUGGUGAGGGGCGGAUUGGGCAAACUAUGGACUUCAUUUUGCCUCCUGGCGUUGGUUUCGGCAGGUCCUCUAAAGAGAUAUACAAGGGAGAGUGAGGAUUACCAGAAUGACUUCUCCGCGUACGCAAAUUAUACGGCAAAUGAAGUUUGUUUCUCGGAAGGGGAGGUGUUCCAGAAGGGUGACAUCAUGCCCAACCCCGGGCCUUGUGAGGAGUGUCGUUGUGAACCUCCCUCCAUCGUCUGUAACAUGGUCAAGUGUCCGGUCAACAACAAUGGCUGUCGAACCAUCCAGAAACCCAACCACUGCUGUCCAGACUACAACUGUGAAUGUGACUACAACGGCCAGCUGUACAACGACGGAGAGCGGCUGGACUUGCCUGAGGAGCCUUGCCAGGUGUGUUACUGCAAGGGAGGUGAAGUGAUGUGCAACUCCAUCACGUGUUACCAUAGAGAUGACUGCGACCCCAUCGAGGUUCCGGGACAGUGCUGCCCCAAGUACGAGAACUGCCCUGUCAGAGACAUGGGGAGUUCCAGUUCCGAUGACAAGAACAUUCUAGUGAGAUCCGCAAACAAGACGAAUCACGUGUCUCCAAAGCGAGAAAUGAACCCGUGGCUUUUGACAAAGCUUCCAUCAGUGUCCAGUUCAUCCUCGCCUAGGAAUAUCCAAGAACCCACGACAGAAGGUGGGAGCAUCAUAAUCGUAAGUGACUGGCUGUCUGAACGCAAGACUACAACAGAGGAAACGUCAAGUCCUGACUAUGUUAGGCAGAGCUACAGCGUCGUGUCUACCGCUGGACCAGAUCUGUCCACUAACCUAGACCAUCUCACUACUGAACUAAAACAGGAGUCAAACUCAGAUAAAUCCGUCAUAGUAAAAAUCCAUGACACCAUUACGCCAGUAGAUGAGGUUAUCUUUACUAGAAUAGAUUCCCCGAAACAGAAUAAAAAUGUAAGUUUGGAGAGUCCGACAAAUAUUUCAGCUGAAGAGGCCCAAUUAAAAUUGACAAGCACCCAAAUACCAUCUACUGGUCUGUAUUCGUCAGGUGUUACAUUGAGUACAUCUGUAUCCGCUGAUGAAUUUGAAAAAUAUAAAACAAUAUCCAAUUUAACGGAAAUAGAGAGUACAUCAGAAAUAAAACCGUUGGACGCGAUGUAUCCACUAAUACCAAGUAUACCACCCAUUAAAAUUCAAGAAAUCACUAAUAAUGAGACUGUUAAUGUGACAGAAACUGCUCUACAGCCAACCACUCUGCACUACACAGGUGGUCUGAAUGAGUCGGAGAAGACACAGUUAGAUAAUGACUCUUCUGGGAAUAUUUCAAAUGAUGAGAAAGAAAGUGAUAAAGUGGUUGGGCAUAAUUUGAAAUCGGAAGAGUUAAACUCACAGCUUAACCAAAGAAUGGACACGACGGACUUACAGGGUCCUUUCUUUGUUGAAAAUGAUAAGGUCAGUGAAAUCCCAGAUGAAAUUACAUAUACUCCCCCUGCUCUUGAUACAAAUACGAAUGUUCCGAAAGACAAUGGAGCCACUACUAUUAUUCCAUUGAAGGUCAAAUUAGAAACAAAUAUUAUGGACACUCUUGAGCACUCAACUGACGUUGAUGAUCCAACUAAUGAAAGUACUAUGACAUACAAUAAUACUGAGACUGAAAUUACUACGAACGCGGUUUACACAGAGUUUACUACUAUUAAACCAGAAAUAAAAGACGAUAAAUUAAAUGAUUCAUCUUCUUUGAGUGGGCCAGAUUUACCAGUAACUGAUAAUGUAACAUCCGUUAAUAUCACUCAAGAAACAAAAGAUUCUAAGGUAGGCACACAAAUGCUAGAACAAGUGAAGGAACAUUUUACUCAGGAUGUUAAAGUAGACUCUACAGACACACCAACAUUAAACAGUGUUUCAACAAUGGGGGGAAGUGACGAACCCCGUGAGGUAGAAUUGACUUCAGAUGAACCUCCAGUGCUAGAGUUGAACAGUCAUGUUCCUUUUCUGCAGCUAGGUGGUCAUGAAAAUACUGAUUCAUCCUUCAAGGAAACUCACGACACGACCAUAACAAAUGAAAAAGACAAAGAGUUGCUUGUAACUGACUCUUCCUUGGACAACAAUAACCACGAUGUGUUGACAAAUCAAACUAAUAUUGUUGAAGGUUUUCCUAGUAUAGAAAAUGUGACAAAUUAUGUAACCAACCAAACCAACGCGCUUGCAAACGAGAAACUAAUCGAGAGCAACGAACUUGAAACCACAACUGAUGCCAUUUUUACAUCUUCCCACAUCCCUUUAAAACCAGGUGAUCUAAAAAUCAUAGCUGAAUAUUUAAUAAAUGACACCAUCAAACCCGUGGUAAAUAAUAAUUCUGAUUAUUCUCCUCACGAAUGGAUUAAGGGAAAUAUAACAUCACACGAAAUUAUGUCUACUAUCAUGUCCGCAGCAAACAUCAGUAUUGCUAUAAUUGAUAAAACUGAUAAUAAAGCUAACAGGCUCGUUGAAAAAAACAAUAGAAAGGGGAAUGAACAAGGUUUGGAAAAAUUUGAAAAAGACAAUUCUUUGGUGAGGAACAAUGUUUUGAACAGCUUGAAAACAGGCAAUAAAACUCGUUUUAUUCACGUGAAGGGAGAUGAUUAUUUACAUAGUCCUAAAGUCAACCCAGAAACUGAAGUCCCAGUAAAUGACGAAGCAAAAGGCGGAUCGGUCUCUGACAAAGACAGUGUGGAGAAUUCAACUAUUAAAUACAAUCUCAAUUCCCACGAAUCAAAAAAUAACUUAUAUGUAAAUAGAACUGAAACAAACACACUAAAGAACGAAAACACUUUGACGCCUAUUUCUACACAACAUACAGAUGCACACAUUACAUCUGGUAGCGAUCUUCGAUUCGACAAAGUCAAUCCUGUUGAAGGCUCGACGGUUCAGAAUAUAGAAAAUCAUUCGAAUCUAAAAGACAAGUUGUAAAAUUGACAUCUGUAUUGACUUACUGGGCCCAGGAUUAAUCUAUAAACAUCCGCAUAUUUAGAGGAACGGUACACCGUAGAUGAGCGAAAAUACUAUGCUUAUCCAUGACUGACUCGAAAUUAAUUUCAUAAUUUGUAUUUCCUACAAGUUUUGUUACAAUUACCUUAGUCGACUUGUUAUAUCAAGAUCCGACCCAACUUCCAAAGCAGUAUUAAAUUGUAGAUAAUCCCUUCUUAUGGCUCUGACCAAAGAAGAAAGGCAGAGCUGUAGUCGUUCUUGAUGGUAAAAUGACUUCCAUAGCCAAUAGGUAUUUUAUUUAGCUAAUAAUGUGAUCUUUUUAGGCCUACUUAAAUUUCAGUUGCAAAAUAGCAUGUAAAUAUUGACCUUUUAUCCAAAUUUAUGUUGCUAUGUGAAGGUUAAAUAAAAAUUAAAAGCAAUGAUUUAGAAAAUUGUUAAAAAUUCCGUUUGGCUGUAAGUCAUUUCCUCUGAUCUAUUAAUGCCGACUUACGCUCUAAGAUCUGUGAUAAGACACUGUAAUUAAUAUAUAUAUAUUUAUUUAUUUAUGUUUAUUUAUUGCCAAAUAAGUUAUUGGGUGAUACGUUUCAUGGAACGUUUUGUCUGGUAACUUAUUGGUUGUUGGUAUUUUCAUACGAAUACUCUAGGUAGUCUACUAUAAGCCAGUGUUUGUAGUCAGAAUGUGCAUUUGUUACUUGCGUCGUUAGCAGUGUUAGAUAUUUUAACAUGUAAAUAUUCAUAUUAUUGUAAGAUUAUAUUUAUUGAUUUUAAAUAAAUCUGUAAAACAUCUAUUGUCUAGUUUUUACAUUACCUGUUAAAGAAUUAAAGCAAGAGUGUUGUUCAUUAAAAUGUGAACUUGAUUUAUUUUGCAUUAAAAAUUACGAUUCCUAAAAUAUAUUAUCCACUGCAGAUAAAA